Scylla paramamosain (green mud crab) is the source of this 3050-nucleotide messenger RNA. Its product is annotated as cytoplasmic dynein 1 intermediate chain-like. Bases 388 to 2529 code for a protein of 713 amino acids. Gene Ontology annotation, molecular function: dynein heavy chain binding; dynein light chain binding. NCBI's taxonomy places the organism in Eukaryota, Metazoa, Arthropoda, Malacostraca, Decapoda, Portunidae. The transcript is spliced from 20 exons. Gene Ontology annotation, cellular component: cytoplasmic dynein complex. Gene Ontology annotation, biological process: transport along microtubule. The record is from RefSeq and is a predicted model, not a curated record.
GAAGUGCUUCAUUCACCUAAAUAUGUAUUGCAGAAAAAUAUAUAUCGGUACAUACCAGCCAGGCACCUCACCAAGGAAACAAUGACAUGUGACAGUUGUGGAAAAGUAUAAAAUUUACCAAAAAAAAAAAUAAAUAAAUAACUAAAAAAAAUGGGUAACAGUCUUUAAAAAGAAAAAAAAAUAAUAAAAAAAAAUUUCAGUGUAUUUAAAGAAAGUGCAAAAUCAUAUACCAAGAAAAAGAAAAAUAACAAAAAAAAAGCAAGAAAACUGACAAAAAAAAACAGAAAAAAGAGACAGGCAGGCACGCACUCACGCACAAAAAAAUAGCAGCGUGACAGAAAGCUCACAAAGCACAGGACAAAGGCAGGAUCCUGUGGUGCGUGAGCCAUGGAGGGUCUGGGUCUUGGUCUGGGCUUUGGCUCCCCGGACAGGCGCAGUGUGUGGAAGGAGGAGAAGGAACGCAAGCUGGCCAAACUCAAGCAACUGAGAGCCGAGCGAGAGAAGAGGAGGCGGGGACAGCUGGAGAAGGAGGCUCAGGAGGCAGCAGCGAGGGCCAGCAAUGCCCCACGUGAUGACCAGGACUUGGACAAGGUGCUGGCGUCCCUCGGGGUGGCGCCUGUGUCAGAUGUCCUCCUCAGCAUGUCCAGCACCACCUCUGAGUCUGGUGGUGAUCCCACAGCUUCCCCAGACAAGAGCCUCGAGGCAAACGCUUCUGCCUCGCCGCGCACACCCAGCAAGAAGCCGCCUACCCUGUCCGUGGUGAGUGUGCAGGCCACCAACAUUCCCCCGAAGGAGACAGUCACCUACAGCAAGGGCAUCCAGACAUCAGGAUCCGGCGACGGGCACGCCCUGAAGCACAUUGAUGGCAAAGGGACACAAGCCCAUGCCUUCGACUACUACGGAGAUGGGAUCUUAGCUCAAAUACGCUCUAAAUACCACACUAUGCACGAAUAUAAUCUAAACCCAGCGCUUGAGUGGGAUGAUGAGUUCACAGCUGAAGAGGAGGACAGCUCCCUCACCCUCCUGGACACCCCACCCAUGUUUGGCAGCGGCUCCCACCGCCAUCUGCCCCCGGGUAUUCUGCCCACUGGGAUGCCCACCGUCCAGGACUUCAAGCCGGCGAUUGCAACCGAGCAGGAGAAGAAACAGGAGGAAGUGAAACCCGAGCCACCGCGGGAGUUGUCAGAUGAGGAGAAGCAGACGGUGAUGAUGACGGAGGAGUUCCAUGGCUUCUUUGACCGCACAUCACGCAUCAUUGAGCGAGCACUGGCCGAGGAUACCAACAUUUUCGUUGACUACUCCCAUGACUAUGAGGAGGACGGGGAGGCUAAUGAGUCAGGAGGAGUGAAGCUGUCCCUCAACCGAUGGUUCUACGAUGAGCGUUGGUCCCGUAAUCGUUGCAUCACCUGCAUGGACUGGUCACCUCAGUACCCUGAGCUGCUGGUGGCAAGCUACAACAACAAUGAUGACUCGCCCCAUGACCCGGACGGUGUGGCGCUGGUCUGGAACACCAAAUUCAAGAAGGACACGCCUGAGUACAUCUUCCAUUGCCAGUCACCCGUCAUGUCAGCCACCUUCGCCAGAUUCCAUCCCAAUCUGAUUGUGGGAGGAACAUACUCUGGGCAGAUUGUGCUGUGGGACAACCGAAGUCAGAAGAGAACGCCAGUGCAGCGCAGUCCACUGUCUGCUGCUGCUCACACGCAUCCUGUGUACUGCAUGAAGGUGGUGGGGACUCAGAACGCCCACAACCUGAUCAGCGUCAGCACUGAUGGCAAGAUGUGUUCCUGGUCCUUGGACAUGUUCUCCCAGCCACAGGAAUCCAUGGAGUUGCAACACAAACAAUCACGUCCUGUGGCUGUGACGUGUAUGGCCUUCCCUCAUGGUGAUGUCAACAACUUCAUUGUGGGGUCGGAGGAAGGUGCCGUCUUUACAGCAUGUCGGCACGGCAGCAAGGCAGGUAUUGUGGACGCCUAUGAGGGUCACCAGGGGCCAGUGACAGGAAUCAGCACCCACUCCACUCCCGGCUCCAUUGACUUCUCUCACCUCUUCCUCACCUCCUCCAUUGACUGGACUGUGAAGCUCUGGUCUGUCAAGCACUGGUCCAUGAAGGAAACGAAGCCUCUCUACUCCUUCGAAGACAAUGGGGACUAUGUGUAUGAGGUUGCCUGGUCCCCCAUCCAUCCGGCUCUCUUCACCACUGUUGACGGCUCAGGAAGAAUCGACCUGUGGAAUUUAAAUCAAGACACUGAGGUUCCCACGGCAAGCACAGUGGUGGAGGGCAACCCAGCACUCAACAGAGUCUCUUGGACUAACUCUGGCCAGCAGAUCACAGUGGGAGAUGACAUGGGCAAGAUCUGGAUAUAUGAUGUUGGAGAGCAACUAGCAUUGCCGCGUGCUGAUGACUGGGCCCGUCUAGUGCAUACACUUGGGGAGCUGAAGAACAACCAGACCGAUGACGACCACUCCACCAGACACUAUGAGUCAUCAUUUUCUUCCCUUGCAUCCCUCUCAUCCUCACCGCUCAGAUAGAUACCAUGUUAUUAAGACUGUACAAUUGUGAUUCCAUUGUUGUGUGGCUGUAUUUAUCAAGUGCCGGCUGUAUUUAUCAAGUGCCAGAAAAUAAUCCAUAAUAACAUAUAUGUAUAGUAUCUAUGUAUAGUAUCUAUAGCUAUGUACCAUUAAAGUGGGUGGCCAAAGCAAGGUGCUCUCCACGAACACAUAUACAUACAUACCUAUGAUAAUAAAACAUUUGAUAUGUUAUUCAAUCCUUAUAAAAAAGGUAGAUAGAUGGUGGGUAAAAAUGAAUGAAGGCAACUACUAAAGAAGGAAUAAAAUAAAGAAAACCCAGGUACACCACACCCCUGAAGAAAAAAAAUGUAAGGCACAUAUUGCACGUAGAGGCCAUGUCCCCUGUACUCUGGCGUACAGGGGGACGGGACCCCUAUAUGCAAUACGCCUCUUAAACUUUGUGUGGUGUGGAACUAUUUUUUUUCUUGGAACAACAUUAUUAUAUAACAGCAAUAACGGUGAAUAAACUCUUGAAACUCUUA